AUGAGAAGAGACCUGCCAGAAUCAAAGCAGGAGAGAUUCGAGUGGGCACUUGAACAUCAGGAUAAACUUAACUUUGAUAAGUACUGUAUUUUCAUCGACGAGGCUGGAUUCAACAUCAGUAUGAGAUGGGAAUAUGGAUGGUCAAAAGUAGGUGAAAAGGCAGUUCUUAGCGUUCCUGUAACCAGAGGUCUCAAUGUAUCAUUCUUAGGUGCCAUCUCUUCCAAAGGAUGUGUUGACUUGAAGGUGCCACUUCCAGCCGAAACUGCUCCUAACAAGAAGAGAAAACUCGGUUCCUACACCACGAUUUCGGAAAAGAAGACAAGAGUGGGUACCACGGCCAAUCAUUUCUUUGCAUUUGUCAAGUCUGUGCUUAAAGAAAUUGAGAAAAACAAGGCACUUAAAGGAAUCAAGUAUUUGAUACUUGACAACGCAGCCAUCCAUAAACGUCGCAAUCUCCAGUUAUUAGUAGCACUGAGUGGAAUGGAGCUAGUGUUUUUGCCUCCUUAUUCGCCAGCACUCAAUGCCAUUGAAGAGUUCUGGUCCGUGUGUAAGGCCAAGGUUAAACGGUCAAACUUAUCUAGAAAAGAACAGUUGACACCAAAAGUGAAAGAAGCGACAGCAAAGAUAACCUUAGAAAGCUAUCAAGGAUUCUGUAGACAUGUCAAUGACCAUAUGCAACACUGUUUAGAACUGACAUCUUUCUAA
Messenger RNA from Lodderomyces margitis, 705 nucleotides. RefSeq names its product IS630 family transposase. NCBI's taxonomy places the organism in Eukaryota, Fungi, Ascomycota, Pichiomycetes, Serinales, Debaryomycetaceae. Bases 1 to 705 code for a protein of 234 amino acids. The transcript has a single exon. The record is from RefSeq and is a predicted model, not a curated record. Gene Ontology annotation, molecular function: nucleic acid binding.